Messenger RNA from Ostreobium quekettii, 1671 nucleotides. Lineage: Eukaryota; Viridiplantae; Chlorophyta; Ulvophyceae; Bryopsidales; Ostreobiaceae. The record is from the annotation of a GenBank genome assembly.
AUGACCUGCCCGCGCGCCACGGCCCCAGAAGGCCACUCACCACUCCCGCGCCCGACUCUGCCCGCCUCCAGGGGCCCCAGGCUGCCCUCUGGCCCGCCUUCGAGCUCACCGCGCCAUCGAUGCGAUCGAGCGCGGCGCUGCAGAGUGCCGGGGGCGAUCGCGCAGGGAGCGGAGGCGAAGGGCGUGGGGGAGCGCGCGGGCGGCAGCGAUUGGAAUCAGUGGAUAAGGGAGGGGCAGGGUGAGGCGGCGUUGGUUCGCCGACAGGCUGAAAAACGAGAUGGCAAGCAAGCCAAAAUCGCAGACACGCUACCAGCCUGGGAUGUGUCUGCCACAGCCGAUGUGGCUGUCGUUGGGUGCGGCCCUGCGGGUCUGGCACUUGCCGGGGAGCUGGGGAGAAGGGGGAUGCAUGUGGCACUGGUGGGUCUGGAUUCAGCAUUUGUCAACAACUACGGUGUGUGGAGGGAUGAGUUUAGUGACCUGGGGCUUGAGGGUGUUCUGGAGUGCGUUUGGGAAGACUCUGUGUGCUUCUUUGGUGAAGGUCAGAAGGUUCAAGUGGCACGGGGCUAUGGUCGCGUUUGUAGACGAAAACUGCGGGAGCACCUGCUGAAGGGUUGUGCUGGCGGACAAGUGUCGUUCCACGAGGGGCUUGUGGAAAAGAUCGAUGCAGAUCAAGGGGAGGAAACCAGCAUGCUGCGGUGCAAGGAUGGGUCAGAGGUGCGCGCAAGGCUGGUGACACUCGCCUCUGGCGCAGCAGCUGGCAAGUUCCUCAAGUAUGAGGAAGAUGCACCUGCCACAGUGGCACAGACGGCUUACGGGAUUGAGGCAGAGGUGGAUGGCUAUGAAAAGGGGUUUGACCCCAAAAGUAUGCUGUUCAUGGACUAUAGGAGGCACCACACUGGGGUGUGGGAGGACACGGCUUAUACACUUGAGGCAGGAAAGCACCCCAAUGCAGGUGACGGCCUGUGGGGCACCUCUAAGGAGGUUCCUUCCUUUCUGUAUGCCAUGCCUCUCCUGGAUGGGACUGUCUUCCUUGAAGAGACCUGCCUGGUCGCCAACCCAGCCCUGCCAUUUGCCGACCUCAAACGACGACUGGAGAGGCGGCUCGCGGCAUUGGGCAUCCGGGUCAAGCACGUGAUCGACGAGGAGUGGUCGUACAUUCCCAUCGGUGGGCCCCUGCCCAUACGAGACCAGGCAGUCACGGCAUUUGGAGCGGCAGCCAAUUUGAUCCAUCCAGCAACUGGCUACUCCAUUGCGCGCACGCUUCGGGAGGCACCUGCCAUGGCCGACGCCAUAGCCGAUGCUGUCAAAUCAUGCCCCCUUGUGGGACAGAGGUCCGACAGAGUUUGGGACACCCUCUGGUCACAAGAGAAACGGAAGCAGGCUGCCUUCCAUGUCUUUGGCAUGGAGCUCCUUGUGAAGCUUGACCUGGCAUCCAUCAACAACUUCUUCAAAACCUUCUUCCGCCUUCCCGAGUUUUUCUGGCGGGGCUUUCUGGCGUCCAAGCUGUCGUCACUGGACCUGGUGGCCUUUGCUGGUGGCAUGUUUGUGCUGGCGCCAAUGCUCACCAAGUUCCAGCUGGUGUCACACUUCUUCACUGACCAGUCCGGCCGUUAUUUGGUGCGCACCUACUUUCCCAAAGAGGAUGAGGCCCAAGGUGCCAGGAGUGGCUAA